CUCCUAUCAGUAUUCAAUCGAAUGAGCUGGUGAUCGCUCAUGAAAUAUGAGAAUUAGUAUUUCCAACAUUUAUUAAAUUUUAAAUAGAAAUUAAAUAAUAGUAAAGUGAAAAUGUUGCGUCAAAUUGCGGCAGCGCGCUACACACAACCGUUCCUCAAACAGCAAGCACAACGCAGAGGCUAUCAAAGUGAGAAGGGCGUCUACGGCUACAGGCCUCUGCCCAAGCGCGUCUUUCAAGUGGCCGACGAAACGCUGCAGUCGAGGAAUGCCCAAGGCAAUGUUUAUCGGUGGGUCGAGGCAUAUCGCAAGCAUGGACAUAAACUGGCAGCUAUCAACCCUAUCAGCAUCAGAGACCAGCAGAGUACCAUCAUUGAUGAGCUGAAUCCAGAAUUCUAUGGGCUCACAUUGGAUAAUUUCGUGCAACCGCAAGGUUUAAUUAAUUUGCCACAGUUGGCAGGGAGGAACGCUUCAACCGUAGACGAGUUGGCAUCGUUGUUGAAGGACAUUUACUGUGGCACAUCGGUUAGCGCGGAAUUCGACUACAUUGAGAACCUGGAGGAGCGAGAAUGGCUGGCGAGGCAUUUUGAACAACUCACCGUUGGAUAUCAGCAACAACAACCGGACUUCAGCUUCACGGAGGAUGCGCGCCGUCAGAUAGCUGAACUGCUGGUGAAAUCGCAAACGUGGGAUAAUUUUAUGGCAAUACGGUUCGCAAGUGUUAAACGCUAUGGCGGAGAGGGUGCCGAAAGUCUGCUGGCCUUCUACUGGCAACUCUUCCGCAGCGCUGCACAAGCUGAUAUCGGAGAUCUCGUGGUGGCUAUGCCACAUCGUGGACGCAUGCCUCUCCAAACGACAAUGUUGAAUAUGCGACCUGCGAAGAUUUUCCAUAAGCUCAGCGGAGAGUCGGAGUUCCCGGAUGAUGCACCGGCCAUGUCUGAUACUUUAAGCCACUUCCAUACUUCUGAGGACUUGGAUGUGGAAGGCAAGAAGAUACAUAUUAGCUUAAUAAGAAAUCCAUCGCAUUUGGAGGCAGCGAAUCCUGUGGCUAUGGGCAAAACUCGCUCGAAGCAGCAAAGCGUUCGUGAUGGCGCAUUCAGUGGCGAUCAUGCAAAACCCUUUGGCACCACAGUACUCAAUGUCCUUAUUCAUGGUGAUGCCGCAUUUGCUGGUCAGGGUGUGAAUCAGGAAUGCCUGAAUAUGGCCUACGUGCCACACUUUGAGGUAGGUGGCAGCAUACAUCUGAUUGUGAAUAAUCAGAUUGGCUUUACGACUCCCGGCGAACGCGGUCGCUCUACAGACUACUCUUCCGAUUUGGCCAAAACCAUACAAGCGCCCGUUUUCCACGUGAAUGGUGACAAUCCCGAAAUGGUCGCUUUAGUGACACAAUUGGCAAUGCAAUAUCAAAGGGAAUUCCGCAAAGAUAUAUUCAUUGAUAUGAACUGCUUCCGUCGUUGGGGACAUAAUGAAAUGGACGAUCCAACCUUUACGAAUCCGCAAGUUUACCAGAUCAUUCACAAUCGCAAAUCCGUACCUGAUUUGUAUGUGGAAAGUCUGAUACAAGAUGGGGUACUCAACUCCGAAGAGGCAAAAUCGAUGCGUUCAGAUUACUGGAAUCAUUUAGAUGCCGAAUUGGCGAUAUCAGAAAGUUAUAAGCCCGAAGCGAAUUACUUUAAGAAACAAUGGACUGGUUUAACAAGCGCAUCAGAUAAACUUACUGUCUGGGACACGGGUCUUGACUAUCAACUACUUAACUAUAUUGGCCAUCAGAGUGUUUAUCACCCGAAGGAUUUUAACGUGCAUCCGCAUCUGUUGAAAACACAUGUUGAGGGGCGACGAAAGAAACUAGAUAGUGGUGAAAAGAUCGAUUGGUCCACAGCGGAAGCAUUGGCGAUCGGCAGUCUUAUGUAUCAAGGACAUCACGUACGCAUUAGUGGGGAGGAUGUGGGACGCGGCACCUUCUCCCAUCGUCAUGUAAUGCUGGUCGAUCAGAAGACCAAUGAAAUGUUUAUACCUUUGAAUAGUCUGAAAGGCGGCAACGGCGGCAAAUUGGAAAUUGCUCACAGCAUACUAUCCGAGGAAGCAGUGCUGGGCUAUGAAUACGGAAUGGCUAUAGACGAUCCGCAAAAGUUGAUUAUUUGGGAAGCGCAAUUUGGUGACUUUGCGAACGGCGCACAAAUUAUGAUCGACAACUAUAUAAUAACGGGAGAGACCAAGUGGAUGGAUUCAAAUGGCUUAGUGAUGUUGCUACCACAUGGCUACGAUGGCGCCGCAUCAGAGCACAGUUCAUGCCGCAUUGAACGCUUUUUGCAGUUGUGCGACUCCAAAGAAACCACGCCCGAUGGUGACAAUGUAAAUGUGAACGUUGUGAAUCCCACCACUUCGGCACAGUACUUCCAUGUGUUACGCCGCCAGUUGCUGCGCAAUUUCCGCAAACCACUCAUUGUGGUCGCUCCGAAAAUAAUGUUGCGUCAUCCGGCUGCCACAUCCACACAUGUCGACUUCCAGCCGGGCACACACUUCCACAAUGUGUUGGGUGACCCAAGUGUUGUUGCAGACCAAGUACGAAAAGUCAUAGUGUGUUCCGGCAAGCAUUUCUUUGUGCUAGAUGAGGCGCGCCGAACGAGAGGCAUCACCGAUACGGCUCUAAUACGGCUGGAGUCAUUAUGUCCUUUUCCAGCCUAUGAACUACAACAAGAGCUGGCUAAAUACUCGCAGGCAAAGACCUUUGUUUGGAGUCAAGAAGAGCACCGCAAUAUGGGCGCUUGGAGUUUUGUGCGCCCACGAUUCGAGACUUUGGUUGGCAAACAGUUAAAAUACGUUGGCCGGUCUGAGGCAGCUACCACCGCAACUGGCAUUGGCAAAGUGCAUAAACGGGAAGUGGAAGAAAUCAUUACGAACUCCUUUAAUUAAUCUACUUGUGUUACACUGCCAGGAUUUUCAGAUAUCCAUAGUCUGAUGACUGAAUUUGACAAUUGCAUUUAAAAGCAGAAUUUUUAUCAAAUAUAGAUUUCAUUUCUUUUAAAAAUA
Molecule: messenger RNA, 3027 nt
Organism: Zeugodacus cucurbitae (melon fly)
Lineage: Eukaryota; Metazoa; Arthropoda; Insecta; Diptera; Tephritidae
Product: probable 2-oxoglutarate dehydrogenase E1 component DHKTD1 homolog, mitochondrial
Exons: 13
Coding region: 112-2910 (932 amino acids)
Biological process (GO): tricarboxylic acid cycle
Molecular function (GO): oxoglutarate dehydrogenase (succinyl-transferring) activity; thiamine pyrophosphate binding
Source: RefSeq, a predicted model, not a curated record